CAUAGAGGGAGGAGACUGCUGUCUGGAAGGGGAGUUGUCAGGGAAGGAAGGAGGGAGAGAAGAAUUUGCAGAGUGGUUGGAAGGAACUGGAGGUAUUAGAGAGGGAAAAGCCAAAUUAAACUGGGAGAGCAGCAGGACUAAGGAAGCUGUACCCUAACUACCCCACGGGGGGUAUCAGACCAGCCAGAGCACCCUCAGCAGCUGGACUCUGCUUCACGCCGUACAUAUGAGGUCUUUACGAUGUCUACGGACAGCGGGACCUCUCUGCCGGAAGGAGGAGAUCAGCAGGUUUUAGAUGUCGACGUGCGGCAUUCUGCUCUGCAAGCUGAGCAAGAAGGGACUCAGAAGAAAACCUUCACCAACUGGAUCAAUUCUCAGCUUUCCAAGCAUCCCCUUUCAUCGUCUGUUACGGACCUAUUUACCGACAUCCGGGAUGGGCACGUUAUCCUGGACUUAUUAGAGGUUUUAUCUGGAGAGGAACUGCCACGCGAAAAGGGAAGAAAUGUAUUUCAAUCCAGAAGCAACAUAGCAUCUGCCCUGACUUUUCUGGAGAGACGUUCGAUCAAACUCAUUAAUAUUCAUGUGGAGGACAUCGUUAGCGGAAAGCCGUCUAUUGUACUCGGCCUAAUUUGGAAAAUCAUUUUGCAUUUUCACAUCGAAGGGCUCGCCAAGAUAUUGGCAGACGCGGAGGAGAAGACCGAGGCGAACAAAGGAGCUUCACCGACCGCCAGCCCGCCGACUAAAAAGAGCGCCAAGUCUCGGUGGAAGCUGUCGGCCAAGAAAGCGCUCCUGCAGUGGGCAAAGGAAACAUGCGGGCGAUACGGGUCGAUCGAUAUAAAAGAUUUCAAAUCCAGCUGGAAGACGGGCUUGGCCUUUCUGGCGAUCAUCCAUUCUCUGAGGCCGGAUCUCGUGGACAUGGACAAAAUUCACGAGAGGACCGACAACGAAAACCUGCGAGAAGCGUUCAGAAUCGCAGAGAGUGAAUUAGAGAUCCCCAGGCUUCUGGAGCCCGACGACUUGAGUGUUUCCGAUCCCGAUGAAAAGUCAAUCAUGACGUACGUGGCGCAGUUCCUACAAUACUCCAAGACCGCGGGGGAACCAAAGAAAGAUAUGCCGGUCCGGGUGAAGAAGGCCGUCGAGUGGCUAAACGCAGAAGAUCAGGCAUUAAAAGAAUUAUUUGCUGCAACGAAAGUUGAAACUUACGCCAAAAAGUACAACGAAAUUCUUCUAUUCAUGAGAAAGUUUAACGAGCAAAAGCGGAUUUUCCUGUCUGACUUGGCGAUGACGUCUUUGCCGGUCGAAGACCAGGCGCUUAUCAGGCAAUCCUUGGAAAAUAUAACUACCCAGAUUGCAGAGUGGAAGGAAGACCUGGACCGCAGUUUACCCCCGCCGUUGAAUGACAUCGAGACGUGGCUCAUGGGGGCAGAACGUCUACAGAUGCAAGAAUUACCCGAGUCGCAGAACCCAUAUGAGACGAUGUCUCUGCUCCGAAAGAUAUCCGCUUCCUACAAGGAUAGGAUAUCCCCGGCUGCUGAUCAUUUGGAAACCGUCAAAUCCUUCAAGAACUUAGAUGAAAACGGUGCGAUUCUUGUGCCGAGUGAUAAGAUAGAGGAGAUGAAGACCAGGAUAAAUAAAAUAGUAGAAGGGAGUUUUAUCGCUCUUGUGGAUUACCGCUGUGCCGCGCAUCACGUGCUGGGGCUGCUGAAGGAGGCUAAACCCAGUUUAAAAAUCUGGACUGGAAAGUACAAAUCCCGGGAAUCGGUGGAGGCGCUUCUGGCCGACUGGAAAGAUUUUAUGGAAGAAAAACAGAUGCUGAUUCAACUUGAGACGGCUUUCCUGCGAUUCCGGGAGCUUAACGCCCGGCUAAUGGCUUCAGAUGAAUAUUCAAACGAUUCUGAAAUCAUAAAGGAGUACGAAGCGAUCCAGUCGAAAUAUGAACGGUUCCUGAAAGCCGCCCAGGACGCCAAAUCCAACUUGGAAAACGUUCUCUCUUCUUGGACGCAUUUUGAAAACAAUAUCGCGCUAAUUACACGCUGGUUGGAUGAACAACAAAGGAUACAAAAUGUUAAAGUUCCCAUGGAGAUCAUGUCCAAGUGGAAAUCCGUCCACGCGUCUUCCAACAACGAUGGAAACUUCCUGAUCGAAAGAACCGCCGAAAACACGGCUUCAAAACUCUCCAGCACACUGAAGGCUGUAAACGGUCGAUGGAACAAAUAUGUGAAAGUCUAUGAAGAGCAGAAGAAAGUGGAGAACGGCAGCAAAACUCCAACCAACCCGCCUGAAAAAGGAGAGCAGGAAUCCCCUGCUUCGGCGUCGCGUUCCUCCGAGGCUGAAAUAAAAGACAGGUUUGAGAGUUCAAAGAGCAAACUGGAAUGGUACAUCACCACGGCGACUCAGCUCCUCGGACAAAGACUCGCCCCCGAGGAGUUCAUCUCGCAGUACGAGAAAACCGCGGGGAGUUACGGCAAUGAAAAUCUUGACGGGUUUUUGAAAGCAGCCGAUCAAAUGAAAAACAUUUCGAGUCCUAAUGAAAAGGCGGCCGUGGAUUCGGUGAGCGCCGACAUCCGCAACAGGUGGCAGGCCGUUCGCGACGAGAUAGAGUCCUAUGUAUUUCAAUUAAAAAUUCUCGUGGAAAAAAAGAGAUUCGAGGAGUUAUUCUGCGAACUGGAAGAACAGAUCCGCAAAGAGGAGAAGUCCGCGGAUCCUCGAGGCGAGGAGGACCUCAUCCGAGAUCACAGGGUUUUGUUUUCUGAGGAAGGCUGUCAGGGGAGGCUGAACCGUUGUCUGCGGGCGAUGAAGGAAUUGGUUGCCGCCCCGAGUACGUCCAGAGAUAACGCGGAUGCCGACGCGUUAAUUGCAGAGUGCGCAAGAAAGCUGGAGGCGUUAGAGAGACGAGCGUCCGAGGUUCUAAGUUCCUUACUGACUCAUCAAGGUCAGACUAAACAGUUCCACGAGGAAAACGUUCCUUUUAUUGCUUACGAAAACGGGGCAGGCGGCGACAAAUCAGAACAGAUGUCUGAAGUCGACCCCGAGCAGCGGAACGGAAGUUUAAUAUGUGAAAACAACCAAACGAAUGGUUCCAUAGAUACAAUGUUACGGAGGUACGGUGCUGAGAAGUCUAAUCUGGAAAAUUUGGUAAAAAGCACAAGAGAGAAAUUUAUGACCGAGAGUCCGCGGGAUGCCGAAGACAUUCGAGAUCUUCAAAGCCGACUUCGCGAGCUGCAGGAGUUACAAGCCGAGGCAGAGCUGCGCUGGGUGAAGUUGGAGAGCGCCUCGCGUACUCUGGAGGCCCUCGUGGAUGGGACGGAGAAAAAGAAAUUAUCUGAGAAAAGAAAGAUAUUCCAGACCGACCUGGAAACUCUUAAAGAAGAAAUUGCAAGCCGGGUCCAGUCUCUGGAUUCCACAAUCGAUAUUCUGUUACCAAUCGAAGAAGAUGUUACUUUGCUGUGUGACUCCAACCAGAAGCCCAGGAAACAGGAGAUGGAGAAAUUCACCCUCUCGGCCAUGAAAUCGGUUUUCCAGGAGCUAAAGGACUUUCAGUACUGCGUUGAAGAUAAGAUUCAACAGUGUGAUCAACUGGAAUCUCUUAACGAGGUCGUUGAUCCAUCAAGUCCAGUAGAUUAUCAGUCGGUUCAAUCCGUGGUCCACCAGUACAAAACUCAAUUGGAAGCCACGAGUGAAACCAUGACGGAAAGAGAGAACGUUCUCAAAGCCCUGGAACAUUUCUUGUCUUCUCUUCAAGCCACCAAGUCGUCCAUCGAAGCUGCAGCCGCUCUUCAUGGGAUGGACGACACAACGCUCCGCGAGAAGCAAAGAGGACUUGAAGCAUUAGUCAAAGAAGUGUACCGUCUGCGGCAAGAGGCUCUGAUUCUUGACGUGUCCCUUCAAGCGGCAGAGAUCUCUCUGGAAGAUCCAGAAGUCGGAGGAGAAACGUCUUGUGAGAAGCUGCUUGCCGGGUUCUCCAAAAACUUAGAAGAGGCCAGACGAAAAGUUGCGCAAGAGCUCGGCGAUUUGGAAAGGAGAGAAGGCGUUAGUCGGGAACCUCUUAAUACGUCUUUGGAUCCGCCGAUGCAGAACGAAACGGUUUCAGAACAGAAGACCGAGGGCCAGGAGACGGAGAAGUUCACAUUGCUGGAGAUGGGCUCGGUGAUACAGGAGAUAAAGGACGUUCGAAGCGCCUAUGAAGACGAGAUCCAUAAAGUCGACGGUCCGGGUUCUCCUGCGGAGAUCGGCGAAGACCCAAGCGUCGUGCAGCGAUACAAAAUCGAGCUAAAGGCAAACCACGAAGCGAUGAGGGAAAGAGAGAAUGCCCUGAGAGCCUUGAAGACAUUUCUGUGUUCUCUCGAGGCGUUACGGUCGUCCGUUGAAGCAGAAGCUGUCGUCCCGGGGAUGGAGAGAAGAACCGUGCUGGAGAAACAAAAGAAACUUGAAACGUUGGAAAGGGAGGUUUCCUCGUUACGAGAAGAAGCCGAGGAGCUGGACGUCUCCUUACAAGCAUCGGAAAUCCUACUAGAAGAUCCGGAAACUGCGACGGGGACCUCGUGCCAGGAGCUGAUUGGCCGAUUCUCCGGAAGACUGGGAAAGGCUCGCGAGGCGACCCUUCGGGAGCUGAGAACCCUGGAUCGGAGAGAGAAGGUCUCGGCGCUGACCGCUCGGCUCAACAAGUUCUGCAAACACAUGCAGCACCUUCAGGACAAAACCGAGAAACUCAGCUUAAAAGAUCCAACGAUUCCUUCCAUCCGGCAAAGGAUGAAGAGUCUGGCUAAACUGGAAAAGGAUCUUGAUUCGUACUCUGGAGAAAAAGAUUCGAUUGUUGAUGGCGCGGCCGAGCUUCUCGUCUCUACGCAACGGGAGGGCUUUGAAGGUGUGGAGCGGUGCGAAGUAUUGUGGGAAGAUACAAGGCAGUGCAUCAUUUACAGUAAGGAGGAGUGUGAGAAGGCUUUGGAGCUCCUGCGCAGGUUCCAGAGGUGCCGGACCGCGCUGACCUCUCUGAUACAGAAAGGAGAAGAUACGAUAUCGCAGCGGUCAUCCUACAUGGGCAAAGAAAACCUCCAAAAAACCAUCGCCAAGGUGGAAGCCGUAAAGCAGGAGUUUAACGAUCGGGUGGAAGACGUCGAGGAAGUAAACCGUAUUUGUAAGAACCUGCAGUUCCACCUGAAUAAGAUGAAAAGUUUUGAAAGCCCGCCUUUCCAGAAGGAGGCCAACGCCAUGGUGGAUAAAUGGCUGGAUAUAUGUGAAAAAAUUGACAUUUACGGGGAAAACCUAAAAACCGCCUUCCGCCUUUGGAACAAAAUCCUCACCGCCUCGGAAGACAUUGGGCGGUGGUGCGAGUUAAGGCUGAAACUGUGCGAGGGCUCCGACCUCACCAUCGAGGACGCGUCGUCGUUACAGAACGAGCUGGAAACUCAAAAGCAAAAUCUGGAAGAAAUGAGUAAAAAGGCCGAGGAAAUCCAAAAGAUUCUACAAAGCAACGAACUCCCUCUGGAGUUACAGGUCAUCAAAACAUCACUUUUGAAUAAAAUAGACAUGAUUCGUGUGCUCGCUGCCAGAAUCCCGGCACGUGCGGCGGCUGGGUCACGCCUGGGUGCAGACGCGGACUCGAGGGCUACGCACGCGGAGCAAAACGGAGUGACCGCGAUUAGCGCCUCGCGGCCCGACGAUCUCACGGGAGUCAAUGGCAUCAAGGUAGAGACACCAGAAGAUGACUUCAGCAUCAACCAUCUCACAGAAGAUGAGACAGUUGACAUGGACGUACAACAUGAGAAGUUGCAGAAAAUAAACCCAGAACAUCCUACAAUUCCAGCGACUGGAAGCCAAAGAGGUGAAGAACAGACCAAGGAUCAACUGGACGAGCUGGCCGAGUGUUUCCAACACCACCAACGGAGGCUGAUGGAGCUGAGGAACCGACAGGAGAUCCUGAAGGCUAAUCAGCAGCCUGGUUUACGGGGGAAGCUAAACCAACUGGAGAGUCUUCAAAAACUGGCCCAAGAAACCCAAGAAGCCGUAGAUUCUUUGGAAGAGUUGAAACCAACAGAUGGGGCUCCUGGCGGUGAUCGGUGGUCAGAAAUGAAGCUUCCAUACGCUCUCUUCCUUAACCAACUACAGGACACAAUGCAGAUACUAGAAAGACACCGGCUCUCUGAGAGUCUCGCGGCCGCCCUGAAUAGCGAAAUGACGAGUUUUUCUGAAAAGCUGCUUAAUUUUACCGGCUUAUCUCGGGGAGCCGCAGAAUCCGAGCGGAAAAGUCAUAAAUUACAGGAACUGCGCGAGGAUCUUGAGAUCCUGGAGAAAAGUAUCGCGGAAAUAUCGGAGGUGAAGCAGGAAUCGCCCGCCCCAGAGACCUCGGGCGUCGAGGAGGCGUUGGGAGCGUACCGAGACCAGAUCAGAGGCUUCGCGGAAGAGCUCCGCCGUCUGAAAGAAGAGACGGAACCUUCUCCCGAGAAACGGAGGAUAAAGAAAGCUAAAAAGACAAAGAAAAUGGCUCCAGAACCAGAGGGUCACCCGGUGCGAGAGGAGAUCUUCACAGACAGAAAAGCCUCCAAGGGCCGAAAAAAGAAAAAACUGAUCGCUGAGCCUUGCGUGGAAGAGAAGAAAGGAACAGACAUUCAGCCGGCGACAGAAAGCAUUGAACCUUCAUACCGAGAGCAAGCAACGGAGCAGAAAGCGCCGACGUUGUCCGAGGUCCCAGGCGCUGACCGGACACCGGAUAAUAUCCAGGAUCUUCAGGAAUGGGUCGAAGACUCGAGGACACGGUUAGAAACCUUCAGGAACGCGCCAUGUGAUCAACACGAGUUACUUGAAAAAAUAAAAAAUAUCCAGGGUUUGUACGCCGAAGCGGCUCAAAAGAAAAUUGAUCUGGACGUGACAGACGGCGAAAGAGAAACCGUCGGACAGGAGCCAUUAGAGAGAACCACCCAACGAGAAGAGGCCAUCGGUCAACUGGAGACCCUUCUUGUGGACUGCGACGGGUACGGCAGGCAGCUGGAGAUGUCGUUAAACGAUUUGGCAUUUUGUGACCGAGAGUUCCAUCGGGUCUCGCGUCUCCUGUCAGCGGUUGAGGGAAAAGUGUGUGGCAGCGAGGCGCUUUCAGACAGCGCGGCGAAAGCUGACAUUUUGAGAGAGGUUCAGCCGCUAUACGAGGAGGUGAAGGUUUACAUGGGGUCUCUCGAUAAAGCGAUUGAAGAGGCCGCCAGGCUGAAUGUUUCCUGCAAGAGAGACAAAGAGAAAACGACAAUGAAAGAGACAUUUGAACUUGUAACGACAAAAAUGAUCUCUCUGUCUAGCCCUGAAGAUAUUGAGACCAAAGGCAGGGGUGAUCGGGAGGCGCAGACGAGCUCAACGGAGAAUAACGAUUGCCAAGAAGAAGCUGGCUCGCCGGACGAGCUUCAGGAAUUUCAGUUAGUGGAAGACCCCGAAGUCUCGGCGAAAGAAAUCCCACCGCCGUCCACUGAAAGCCUGGAGAAGGAAGAGAAUCUCUCGCCCGAGGAGCCCGAGCCUCACCUGGUUUUAUAUCAGAAAGACUUGGAGGACAUUUUUGCGGGAAUGGCAGACGGGGGGCUGAGGGACCUGAAGAGCGUCCAGCCGACGCCGGCAGUGAGGAACCUGCUAAACCUUCUUCACGGCUCGAAGCAUGUUGUUCAAGAUGUCAAAACGCUUCCCGGAGAAGACCAAGGAGGAUCAGUCAUGGAAGUCGUUGAAAGGAAGGUCAACCGCUUGAAAAAAUCCCCCCUGGAACUGGAUGAAAGGGAAGCCGAGAGACAACUUCAAGAAAUUGAGAACCUUUACGGUGAGAUCUCAAGAUUGGAAUCCACAACAUCUUGUGCGAAUGGCGGGACGCUGGGACUCCAGAAAGAAGACCGAGCCGCGGGGGGCGACAGCGAGACUGCCCAGCGGUUCCGGGGUCGGUGGCGGAGUCUGCUUUGCGAACUGGACGCAAUCAAAACUCAAAAACGCAGCGAGCGCCAAGAGAUUAAGGGCUACCAGACUGCACUGAAGUUGGCGAAGUCGUCGCUGAAAAGGCUUUUGAAAGAGAAGGAGGGUCUCAAAACGAGUCCAACAGAAAGUCAUACGGAUUGCUUGGAGAAGAUAGAGAACUUCCUGAAAAAAAUAGCCAAGGCUAAGGACGAUCUCCACGCCCUGAAAGAAAAGCGAUCCAAACUCAGCUGCUACGGGACAACGUUCACGGAGAAAGAAAAGAUGGACAUUGAAGUAAGAUUGCUGGAAUCGUAUUGGGAACAAAUGGAGCUGGAAGUGGAAAUGAAACUCAAUCGGCACGCGAAAGAAGCGGAAGAACUGACGCUCCUCAAGAAGGAAGCGGAUGGCGUGCGGCAGAUGAUACAAACCCAGCAGGAUCAGCUGGAUCAGCCGGCGGUGCCAUCUGAAGACGCUCUGAAGGUCUCUCUGCUCUUGACUGCAGACCUGCAAGCCCUCAGACAUUCGCUCGGCUCGUUAAGAAACGCAUGCGACCUGCAAACGAGAAGGACGUGGGGGUCGGCCGAACGCAGGAGUCUGGAGAAGUCACUGGAAGACCUAGAACGCGAACUGGAAGAUCUGCAGCACCGCGUGACCGAUAGGCAGCAGACGGAGUCUCAAACGCCAGAGAUCCUGCUAGAGCAAUAUCCCUUCCUUCAACCGCUCUACGAGGUGCUGUUAUGGCUCAAGACGUCGCACGGCAGACUUGAGUUCGAUGAGUCCGUGGCGCUUUUGCCGGAAGAUUUGGAAAAACAGAUCGCGGAAUGCAAAAAAGCGCAAAAAGAGAUUUCGGACAGAAAAUCCCUCGUACGCUCGAAUAUCGAAGAGUCGAAACGGAAUUUUUCGGCGGUAGGAUCGCCCGUGUCCGAGGACUUCUCCUACUUUUCUCAACAGCUCCAAAAAGUACACGAGGAGCGGAUCGCUCAGUCCGCCGCCAGGUUGCAAGAGUUGGAAACGGGGAUGGAAGAGAGGAAAGCGCUCUUCUCAGAAAUCCAAAAAAUUGAGGAGUUGCUGCGCAACCUCGAAGCGAAGGCAACGCCGGCAAAGAGGAGAAUCGUCCCCGUGGCAGAACUAAGUCAGCAGCUAAGUUGUUUAAAGUCCGAAAUAAUGGAUCUCGAGGAAAUCGAAGGUCUCGUUUUGACGCUCCUUAAGAACAGCCAGGCCUGUCGCCGCGGACUCAGGAUCUCGGAACAAAUUUAUUUAAACGACACCUUAAGAAGCCUGAAGAUCAAAGCGAGCAGCCUACGGCGAUUGGAGGAGAGGAAGUUUUUGUAUUUCGAGAAAGUUCUCGGCGUCUACAACGAGUUUCAAGAAAGGACAAACCUCUUAAAUCAAGAACUGAAGAGAGUAAGGCUCGGGGAUCCUGAGGUUCCGAGUGACCAAACCGGAAGCGUUGAAGAAGACCUUAAAGAUAACAUAGAAGUCGCUCAAAACGCCAUUUCUUUGCCCACAGAUUAUUGGUCUCAGAUACACAGCUACAAGGAACUGUUUGAGGACGCCGGGCUUUACUGGGAUAGUUUAAUAGUCGACAGCUUGCAGAAAAACUCCAUCGUUGGGCAACCAGAGACGGAAGGACGAGAUACAUUGUUUCAUUCGGAAGCGAGACGUUAUCAGGAGAUGGUGGGAAAAAUAAAAGCAACGGUUCCUGAAAUCCUGGGGGAAGCCGGCAGCAUUUCGAGUCGUUUUGAUAUCGUCGAUGCCCGGUUUUUAUGUAAAAAGAUAAAUAAAGUAACGGCCGUGAUUAGAGAGGCGAUGGAGUUUUUGCAUAAACACCGGCCCUCGGGUUUAGACGCAGAAGAACCGACGGUGAACGAAGCGGCAGAAACCUUGCAUAAAGUCCACGAUUCCUUGAGCCGCCUAAUAAGUGAUUGGCGGUCACGGAAAAGAAAUGGAGGAAAUACCAAGCGUCGGCUGACACGCGCGUUGUCUGACCUGAGGAAUAUCCACGCUGAGCUUCAAGAACCCUUUGUCGUUGAACUGGACGUUGGUAAGAUCCAGGACAAGUUGCUUAGACUGGAGGCCAUCGAUGAAGUCAGCGAGUCGGAAAUACAGGACUUGAGGUCCAUCCCAGGCCUGGACACCGCAGAAGACCUCAAAGAAGAACUGGCUGCGUUAAAUGAUGUCGAGGAACGUCUUCGGAGCCGCGUAUUGCAACAUAUUGAUACCGCUAACGAAUGUUGUAAGGCUCUGCGGAAUUUUGAGGAAGCCGUCGCCAAGUUGGCGGAACUCUUCGCGCAGUUUGAAUGUCGGCUCCGUUCACACGUGGUGGACCUCGCCAGCCUACGAGGAGGAUCGGAGCACGAGGGCUCCCUGGUUAGUAAGAAAGAAGAGAUGGACGGCGCUAUAAGCGAAAUACGACGCCUUUCGGAUCUGCUGAGGUCUCAUUGUAGACCAGAAGCCGUGGAGCAGAUGGAUGAUACGUUGGCUGAGAUCUCGGAGAUCCAUUGCCGGCUGACCGAACUGCACGAGAUAAAAGCUUCUGAACUGAGCAGUUAUCAUGGAAAAUACCAAAUAUACGGUGGAAUCAAACAGAACAUUAUAGACGGACUUCAGGAGGUGGAGACGUUUUUAAUCGAUUCCUUUUGCCAGAGGCCGAGGUCCUACAAAGCAGCUUGGAUGGAUUGGGAGAAAAUUAAGAAUUUAAUUGAAAAAUUAUCCUCGUUGGAAGAAGAGCUAAUGAAGCUCAGACAAAUAUCUUGGGAGCUACGCCAGGUCUCUUCCGAGAACGCCCACCUUCUCCUCGACCGAACGGCGGGACUGUUACGGGAUCGGUGGGUGUACUGGCUGGGUUUUGCGCGGAACUGGGAGGCCUUCUACGAGGACCUGAAACAAGAGUGGAAGUUAAUCAGCGAAGAGAUGGAGAGGGAGAUGAUACUUCUAGACCAUUUUCAGGAAGAAGCCCCAGACAAGGCUGACGUGAAGCAGAGCACGAAACAUCUCCUGGGGUCUUUACUCGAGCAGAAAAACUUUGACGAAAAGCUGAAGAUGCAACAGCUUCAUUUAACCCUUCUAAUGUGCCGGGUAGAAAACGUCUGCCCUGCGGCGGAGAGCUCCUCGGGGGCGGACCCUAUCCCCAUCAUUAAAGAAAUCCAGUCCAUGAAACAGAAGUGUAAAUUACUUCAAGAAAAGGUUCACAAGAGUGAAGACGCCAUAAACAAAGAGCUUCGAGAAAGAGAGAAGUUAAGAGGAGACUUCUCUGCGGUGAAGAGAUCGCUUCGCGAGGUUUCAACAGCUCUGGAGGACCCAGAGACACAAGACCCCGCAGAGAUAAGGGCAGAGCUAGAGAAAAUUCAAGGGUUAAUCGGCCUAGAAAAGGAAAAAGCAGAGAGUGUGGCGGAGGAGCUGGCAGUCCGGUACCCGCAGAGCGUCCCCCAAGAGCUUUCUGUGCUUCAGGAAGAAUGUCGGGCGUUACUGGGAGAUACCGAAGAGAAGGUUAAGAAUGAGAUGUUGAAAACGUCUCCUCAGUACGUCAUGACCAAGACAGUCGAGGAGAUAACAUCCGGCCUCCAGAGAAUAGAAGUUCAGCUCACGCAAAAAAGCCAAAAUAUCUUCAAAGCCAAAGAACUCCAAAAGAACAUCUGGGAUGAAGUUGACGCCUGCCAUUCCAAGCUGAUCGCGCUGGAGUCCGAGGUCCAGGAUCUGGCAGAAGAAGACCCGAGUCGGGCACAGGAGUGGAUGGAUAAAUUAACGGAGCCGUUCAGCCGCUACCAGCAAGUAUCGUAUCUUGUCGAGCGCCGCACGGCUAAUCUGAAUAAGGCGGCUACCAGGCUCGAGGAAUACGAAGAAACCUUAACGAGCACCGAAGCCUGGAUCAAGAGCGCCGACAACUUGCUGACUGAAGAAAUGAAAGAUUGUUCUGCGAAAGCCCUCAGUCGGCAUUUAAAUGCCUUGGAGAUUGCUUUGGACGACUCGGAGCAGAAGCACAAUAUUUUGGGGCAAAUCCACGGAGAAUUGGGCGAACUGGCACAAAUCUUCCAGACAGAAGAGGUGGAAAAGCGUCUCGGUGAAAUAAGCAGCCAAGUGAUUGUUCUUCAGCAGCGGAUCGUUACCGUCCUUCCGCAUGUCCAGCACGUGACGAGCGAAAUACUUUUUAUAGAAGCUGAAGUAAAGCGCGUGGAGAAGAAGGUGGAAACGAUUAAAACUAUUUUGAUGUCGAAUGAUAUCGAUGAUAUGUCGCCCAUGGAACAUUACAAAAACGGAGAGGUUAUACUUCAGAACACGGAACCCAUGAAGAAGACGAUCGCUGAGAUAGACGCUUACGGGCUGGAGCUGAGGUUAUCCGAGUCUGGGGUCCGAUCCCUCUGCGUGUUCAGAAGGACGGGGCAGCUCUUCAAACAGAUCGAGACGCUGGAAAACGCCACCAAAGAGCAAAAUAACCUAUUAACGCCGAUCAUCACUGAAAUGAAGGAGUAUGAACAGGAACAAGAAAAACUAAAACAUCUUUCCAAGAACUUUACCCUCGAAACCCCGGAUAUCAAGAUGAAAACAGAAGCUUUGAAGGAUCGUCUGGGGGAGAUAAACCGCAGAAAGGAGUUCCUUUUACUUUCCCUGAGAAGGUCGAUCACGGAGCAGCUUCAGCUUCUGGAACGAGAAACCCAGGACGGGGGAUCUGACCCUCUGAGCUCUCCUGUGACCGAGGAACCGACACCCCCCGGCACAGACACCCCUCACGCGCAGACAUGGAUGGAGUCCUACUUUUUGCCAUCGUUGGUGGAGGAGGCUGAAGAAGACUCGCUGCCGACUCCAUUUAGUGAAAAUGCAACGGUGGAAGAAAAGGCUCUGGCAGCCGGAGACGUCUCCCAACGAUCUCCAGCUGAACCCGUCCCAGAUCCUUCAACUGCUCCAUCAGAAGACGCAGAUAAGGGAGAUGCGGGCGAAACGUCGGCUGCUGUGAUGUCUGAGGCCGAGGCGAUUUUCAGCGAUUGUCAGGGGCGAGUGGCCGAGGUGGAGCUCUGGUUGGAAAGGGUUAACUCGUCGUUGGCUUCGGGCAAACAAGAUCCCGAGAUGCAGCGCGUGGUGGAGCGGCAGCUCGCUGACUGUCAGAACACGGUAAAUGAGAUCGAGAAGAAGGUCUUGGCUUUGCUCGAAGGCAAAGGCCAGGAGGAUCUGCAGAGAGAAGCCAAAUCUCUAUCAUUAAAGCUACGGAGCCUCAAACCCCGCUUGGAGCGCAUGCAGGAGAUGCUGCAGAUGAAGCCCAGCAACGAGCAGGUUCCUAACGGAGCGCCGGCGUCACCGGACUCCGCCGGCCAUCUGCAGACGACACACAACGGCGCUACGGACCCGGCUCGGGCUGACCGAAGCAUUACCUUCGGCCCGGAGCUGGUUGAGAAGAAACUUGGUGAUCCAGCGGAGUCCGAGCCAACUCACGAGACCCCCGUAUCUCAGCGAUCGGGACUAUAUCCCCGCUUUAUAUUUGAGAUGAAGACCACGUUCUCGUGUCCCCCCCCAUCAUCCAUUGUUUUUUGUUUUGUUUUCAGAAAUGAAUUUGCGGAAGACGUUUCAGGCGACGUUUCCCCUCCGGUCGGCGUCGUCAGGCCUUCGUCUGAAGAUAUGAGUUGGUGCAAGUGGCAGUAUCUACAGAGAGAGCUGUCGAGUCGGGUGAAACCCAUUAAUGACCCGAUUGCGGCCAAAGACGUGACGAUAAGUUCUCUGCCGAGAUUUCCAGUGAGCGCGGCGAAAAUACCGUCUUCUGAAGACGCCGUGAAAUUAAAGCUGAAGCUGGAGGUUCUGGACGACGACGACGUCCCGGAGAAAGAAGGAGGUCAGCGGGCGGCGCUUUUCGCUUGGCUCUCCUCGGCUUCCCGGUGGUUGGAAAGCGUGGAAGAAGCGCUGGGCGCGGACGUUCUAUCCGAAGAGGACGCCGCGUCGCACCUGAGCCUGUGUGGGAAACUAAAAGCCGAUAUAGGAAAGCUAUCCGAAGCCAUGGAGAGUAAGAAGGACGGCGUUUUCAGACCUUCGGCGUACGGGGAAGACCCCGCGGCGGUAUUAUCGCGGUGUUACGCGAACGUGCAGGCUUUGCUGGCGCAGACGAGCCUCGCGGCCGAUUCCAAAGCGCAGAGAAUACAGACAGAGCUUCAACGGAGCCGAAGCUACCAGAAUGAUUUAUUACAGUUAUAUGAAGUUCUGUUGAAGAAGAAAGCUGAUCUCAUACAACGUUUCAGCAAUGGGGGGAACCGAGAGCCAACAGAAGAACUUAAAGAUGCUGCCGUGUACGAGACGGAGUUAAAUAAGUAUGAAAGUCAAGUAUCGUCACUGAAACAGCUUGGGGAGAAUAUGUCGGCUUUAAACCAAGAUGUCCCCAAACUGGAGGAAGUUCUUAGUGACGCCUGGAGGGUCCUCCGAGCCAAGCAGGUAGAAUGUGCCGGGGCUGCUGUCGGCGAGACGCGUCUGGGUGCGCUGUCUCGCGGGGUAUCCGAGCUGUUGGCUGUCGGGAAACAGAAGGUCUCUCGCAGUAAGACUCGUCGUUCAUUCACUAAAGAGACCCUGACGUCCCACCUUCAGGAUCUCAAAAAUUUUUUCAGCAUUUUCGAUAAUCAGGUGCUCUUGCUCCAAGCGCACUCGUUAAAGCCGUUCCAUGGGGUAUCGGGCGAGGAACAUACGAGAUACGGGAACGUGCUGCGGGAAGCCUCGUCACUCCAGGAAGACGCGGAAUCGCACGUCAUCCACCUGACGAGCGUCUUAAAGGACUGGCAAGAAUUUGACUCAAAAUAUGAGCGUCUUAGCAAGGAGCUAAAGUCUUUGACAUCCGCGAUCCCCAGCAAAAGUUUGGUUGAAGAAACAGAAGAAAGAGUGAAGGAACGGCUCAUCCAGUAUCAGCAAAUUAAAAGGCUCAUCGAUGCCAACGAAUCCAGAGUGAGCCAAAUCAUCUUGGACGGGAAGAAGAUUCUGACGCACGUGAGCUGCCCGGCGCUGGAGGCUCAGAUAACCGACGCGGAGCAGCAAUGGACGUUUCUAACCAAGAAAGCCGAUCACGACCUUCAACGCCUCGAGACGCUCAUCAGACUCCUGACCAGUUACAACCGAGAUUUGGCCGAAUUAUCACAAUGGUUACAAUCUGCUCAGCAAAAACUGAAGAGCUGGAAGAGCCAAUCGCUGGACGCCUCUCAGGAUCUGACCGACGUCCGGCAGAACCUCAGCGACUUCUAUGAAUUCACGAGCGACGUCGAUAAGAAAAUAUCCCUGAAGUCGUCCGUACUGAGCGCGGCCGACCAGCUGCUGUGUGUGAUGGAGGCUGACGCCACGCCGCUGAAACUGAGGCUGGCAAAAGUGGAGGACGGGUGGUCGGAGCUUGUGGCCGCGUUGCCGGCCGUGGAGGAGAGACUGCAGCAGCUGCUGACGGAGAAGCUGCCCUCCUGGGAUGCAAUUAAGGAACUGAUGACUUGGAUGAGCCAAGCGGAGGAAAGCGGAGAGAGCGACGGAAGAAUAAACCCUCCGGAUUCCGCGUCGGAGAUCAGAGACCUGCUGCAGGAAUAUAAGGACCUCAGGAAAAAAACGCAGGACAAGCAGUGGGUGGUGGAUUUCGUGAACCAGUCGCUGCUCCAGGUGAGCGUCGGAGACGUGGAGAGUAAGCGCUACCAGCGGACGGAGUUCGCGGAACAUCUGGGCGCCAUGAACCUGCGGUGGGAUCAGAUGAAGGGGGACAUCAAAAAGAAGAUUCACUUCUUAGAGCAAACCCUGGAAGCUGUAAGCGAAGACGAGAGCCGGAGGCAGGCACUGAGCGACUGGUUCACGGCCCAAAGGCAGCGGCUGACCGAGUCGCGGCUUCUGUCAAGUCUUCCCGCGGCUGAGAGUCUGCUGGCGGAGUGCGAGGCGUUGGAGGAGCAGCUCGUCUCCAAGACGGAUUUAAUCAAGAACCUGAGGAAGGGCGCGGCCGGAGACGGUGCUGAUGGUGGAGCUGAUGGUGGAGCUGAUGGUGGAGCUGAUGGCGGAGCUGAUGGUGGAGCUGAUGGUGGAGCUGAUGGCGGUGCUGAUGGUGGAGCUGAUGGUGGAGCUGAUGGUGGAGCUGAUGGCGGUGCUGAUGGUGGAGCUGAUGGUGGAGCUGAUGGUGGAGCUGAUGGCGGUGCUGAUGGUGGAGCUGAUGGCGGUGCUGAUGGUGGAGCUGAUGGUGGAGCUGAUGGCGGUGCUGAUGGUGGAGCGCUGGUCUUGUUGGAUCAGAAGGACUCUUUGGCCGCUCAGGUUGCGGAGUUGAAGUCCUCGCUGCCGUCCGUGAUUCAGCUCUGGAGAACCUACGAGAAGAACCUCGAAGAGGUGGACAGGAUGACUAUCAGAGCGUCGCACGUUCUAGAGCAAGGCCGGCGUUCCGCGUCGUCUCUGUUUGCCCUGCAGAGCCGUGUGAAGAGUCUCCGGUUUGUUCAGGAGAAAGCAGAACAACAUGAAGAACACUGGAGGAAUCUGACGGCUUCUCUGGACAGUCUGAGGGCGAUGUGCAGCCCAUCCGCCCAAGAAAUCAUGGAGGAGAGGCACAGAGACUGCUCGGCACGGUGGGCCGCAGCAAAUCGGGAUCUCCUCCUCCAGAUAGAGACCGCUGAGUCCUUACUGCGGCCGUGGGAGGCGUACAGCGGGGCUCUAGCGGCCCAUUCAACGAGGCUGGGAGAACUGGAGGAGAAAUGGGAGCUCGUUUUAAACGCCAACAUCUCAGAGGACCGACCCGCGGACUCGCUGGAGCGGAGGAUUCGGGAUCUGAGUGAGCUGAAGCAGAGUCUCCGGGAGCUCCAGAAAAACGCAGAACAUAUUUCUGAGCUGGCAGACGCGGUAAUAAAGCGGAACCCGGCGGCAGCAGACACAACGCUGGCGGAGAAAGAAGACGCAUCGCGUAGAACCAACCGUUUGGAAAGAAAAGUUUCUUCAAAAGCAGCAGAACUGACGUUAAUGAAGAGCGACGUUGACGCCUUUAAGGGGGAUUUGGAAGCUCUUCAGACUCGUGUCGGGGCAUCUGCUGAAGCCGUUGACCAAAUCGCCAGGUCUGGGAAAGAAACGGAGGAGAAAUCUGAUUUAAUAAAGCAGCAUCUGUUGGGAGUCAGUGAAAUGUCGGCUGACAUCGAGCGGUUAAACGAGGAGAGCUUCGCACUCCCGCUGGAUGACCGCUGUUUGAGAGAAGUCCAAAACCUAAAUCGCGCAUGGUCCAAAACGGCAGCAGCCGCCCUGGAGCACUGCAGAGAACAACGCAUGAUUCAGCUGGAAAACAAUAACUUUCUUCAAAACUAUGAAACCUGGAUGGAGUCGCUGGAAAAAAUGGAGAAUUGUCUCACUUGCGGCAUCGCUGGGACCUACGAAACCUUAAAGACGCAGCACGAGGCUUACGAGAGGCUUCUGGCCGAGAUAGCCAUAAACGAACACAUAUUGCCGUCUUUCAUUUCAAAAGCUUCAUCUCUUUUGGAGAAAGGACUGGAGAAGAACAGGAAUGAGUUUAUUUUGAAGCUGACGGUUUUGAGGGAGAAGUGGACCAGCGUCAUCCGGCUGGUCCGGGAAAGAGAGAGGGAGGUCAGAGCUCUUCUGAAACAGUGGCGGAAUUUCGACCGAUCGAAGAGAAGAACCGAGAAGCUUCUGCUGGGAAUCCAAGACGCUUUGGCCAGCUUAGAGACCGAGAAAAGCCAAAGUUAUCUCCAAACGGAAAAACUCAAAUAUGACUUUAAGGAUAAGGAACGGCAGCUCUGCAGGUGGCGUUCAGUUUUCUUAAAGACUUUGGAUGCCGGCAAAGACCUGCAGGCGAUAGCAGAGCCAGAAACAAGCGCAACACUGAGCCGCGAUGUGGGGGAACUUCAGAAAGAGUGGGAGACCACCGAGUCGCGGCUGCAGGCGGCACUGACCCAACUUAAUACCGCUGUCCAGAAGAGGAAUGACUUUGAGAGUCGGAUCGAAGGCAGGAGGAAGGUUCUGCAUGAGCUUAAAGCGCGAGUGGAUGAGCCUCUCCCCAUACUCCACGAGGAGCUACUGAAGCUAAGAGAUCCCACUAAGGAGCUGGAGGAAGCGCUCAAUGAGUGGAACGAGAGUUUGAGGGAGCUCGAUAACAUGAAGACGGAGCUAUCCCAGUAUAUUAUCACCGAGGACGGGCUGCUUCUGCACAAGCAAGUGGAGGUUCUGCACCGGCAAUGGGACGAGCUGUGUCUCAGGGUCUCCAUGCGGAGGCAGGAGAUAGAGGACCGGCUCAACGCCUGGAACUUGUUCAACGAGAAGAACAAGGAGCUGUGCGAUUGGCUGACCCAAAUGGAGACCAAAGCCCUGCAAACCGCCGAUCUGAACACCGAGGAGAUGAUCGAGAAGCUGCAGAAGGACUGCAUGGAGGAAAUUAACCUCUUCAGCAAAAACAAACAUCAUCUCAAACAAAUCGGGGACCAGCUGAUCAUCGCCAGCAGCAAGGCCCGGGCCGCCGCCAUCGACAACAAACUCCACAAGAUCAACGACCGCUGGCAGCACCUGUUUGACAUCAUUGGCUCGCGGGUGAAAAGGUUGAAAGAAACUCUGGCCACGAUUCAACAGCUGGAAAAAAAUAUGAGUAACCUUCGCACUUGGCUCGCCCGAAUCGAGUCCGAAUUAUCCAAACCUGUGAUUUACAGUAUCUGCGAUGACCAGGAGAUACAGAGGAAACUCUCCGAGCAGCAGGACUUGCAGAAAGACAUAGAACUGCACAGCGCCGGGGUGGCUUCCGUACUGAACAUCUGUGAACGUCUUCUACAUGACACCGAUGGCUGUGCCAGCGAGACACAAUGCGACUCCAUACAGCAGACCACGAGGAGUCUCGAUAAACGGUGGCGGAAUGUCUGCACCAUGUCCAUGGAACGCCGUUUGCGAAUUGAAGAAACCUGGCGUUUGUGGCAGAAGUUCCUGGAUGAUUAUUCCCGUUUCGAAGAGUGGCUUGUUGAGUCGGAAGCAAUGGCUGCGUUUCCAGGCUCGUCUGAAGUCUUAUACACGAAAGCCAAGGAGGAACUGAAGAAGUUUGAGGCGUUCCAGAGGCAGAUUCAUGAACGUCUUACUCACCUUGAGUUGAUCAAUAAACAGUACAGGAGACUCGCCCGGGAGAACCGCACCGACGCGGCCAGCAAACUCAAGCAGAUGGUCCACGAGGGGAAUCUGCGGUGGGACCGGCUCCAGAGAAGAGUUUCUGCAGUCCUCAGAAGGUUGAAGCAUUUUACCAGCCAAAGAGAAGAGUUUGAGGGGACCCGAGAUAAUAUCCUUGUCUGGCUGACGGAGAUUGACCUUCAGCUUACCAACGUUGAGCAUUUCUCCGAGAGCGACAUAGGAGACAAGAUGCAGAGGCUGAUUGAGUUCCGACAGGAGAUCUUGCUCAAUACCAACAAAGUCGACCAGUUGAUCGUCUUUGGGGAGCAGCUGAUUCAAAAGAGCGAAGCGAUGGAUGCCGUGGUCAUCGAAGACGAACUGGAAGAGCUGCACAAAUAUUUCCAAGAGGUUUUUGGUCGCGUGUCUCGUUUCCACCAAAGACUAACCAACCGGGACCCGCAACUGGAAGAGGAAAGAGAAACGUCCGAGAAUGACACCGAUGCUGAAGACUCCAGGGAGCUGCACAAUACUUCAUGGCAUUCCUCCAUACACGAGGCGGACGCGUCCCACCCGUCGCUUUGCCACCUGAUGCCUCCGCCUCUUCCCCACGAGCGCUCUGGCCGCGAGACUCCCGUGAGCGUGGACUCCAUUCCUCUCGAGUGGGAUCCCACCGUGGACGUCGGAGGCUCUUCCAUGCACGACAACGAAGAAGACGGAACGUACUACAACGCCUUGUCAGAUGUAGAAAUCCCAGAGAACCCCGAGGCAUAUGUCAUAAUGACAACCAAAACGGUGCAAGCUUCUUCUGGGAAAUCGGACUUGGACGCGGCUUCCUGGCACUCGGCAGACAAAGCGGCCCAAGUCCGGAAACGCGAGUUUCAGCCGCGGGAACUCAUGGAGGGGCUGAUUGCGGCGACGGCAGAAACGAGUCCGACGCUUGAUGUGACCUCGUCUGAACAAGCGAUGACCGCCACCGACCCCGGAGAACCGGAGCCCCCGGCGUCGAGUGCUGCAGGAGAUGAGGGGAUUGUAGGCUUCGGGAGUCCAGAAACUCAUUCGGGCGUAAUCGAGCGAUGGGAGAUCAUUCAGGCUCAGGGUUUAAGCAACGAACUGAGCGUGAAGCCGAACCGGCAAAAGCUGCAGCAGAUCUCCUCCGACGUAAACAACGUUUCCCUGUGGCUCGAGCAAACGGAGCGCGACCUGGACAACGCGAGGAAGCUGAAGCCCGCGUCCACCGUCCGAGAGCUGGAGCUGAAAGCCAAGACGCUGAAGGAUACGUUAAAAUUAUUUGACUACUACAAAGCCGUGGUGAUCUCGGCCAAUCUGAGCAGCGAAGAAUUCCAGCCCGGAGAGGACGCGGAAUCCAGGGAUCUACUGAAUCGACUCCAUGAAGUCAACCUGCGAUGGGGCAGAGCGUGUAAUACGCGGGACGAAUGGAAGGAAACCUUACAGAACGAGCUGAUUGCGUGCCAGGACUUUCAGGACGUGAGUGACCGGUUGUUGAUAUGGAUAACGGAGGCCGACUCGAGGAGGCUGAAAUACCGAGUCCCAAACUACUCCUCGGAACGGGGGGUGCUGCUGGAAAGCCAAAGCCAGCUGACGCAACUGGAAAAGCAGGUGCUGGAGAGACAAGCGGAAGUGAACGGGUUAAAAGACCUUUGCGGUUACCUUCUCGCUAAGCCUGCGGGGAACGUUUACAUCGAAGCCGAGGAGAAGGUCCACGUCCUUGGAAGUAGAUUGAACCAGCUUACCAAAGAUCUCUCCGAAGACUUAAAGUCUGUCCAGCGAGCGCUCGAGAAAUCUACAUCGUCCGAUGCUGUGGACUCUGUGGGUCCUUUAUCGUCUGAUGAUCUGGCUGCUGUUGGAAGACCUGUACAGGACACAGACAGAUCGCCGGAACCUGCCGCCUCUGCCCGCGACGUUUCCAGGAAUCCCUCUUUGUUUUACCGCGUGUUGAGAGCGGCGUUUCCGCUGCAGCUGCUGCUUCUGCUCCUCUUGCUCCUGGCGUGUAUGAUCCCCUACUCGGAGGUGGACUUUAGCUGCGCGCAUUCAAACAACUUCGCAAGGUCCUUUUACCCCAUGCUGCGAUACACCAACGGGCCGCCGCCGACAUAACCCGGCGAAGAUCGGCGUGAGCCCAGAUACAUUAACCUCGCCUUCGAGCCGAGUUCCGUAAGGACCGCACGACGCCUGCCUAAUCCACGUCUUAGUCAAGUGUUUGUGUCGAAAGCUGAAAGUCCUCCCUGUCACCCCGCUCGUUUUUAGGGUAACUUUUUAUUUCUAAAUUUUUAAUUUUUUUUUAAAUGAUUUUUUAAAAAUUUUUAAAUGUAUUUUCUUGGGGGAAACUUAUUUCAGACAAACUUCUGGGUGUCCCGUUUCGAUAUAUAUGGCCCCUGGGGCAAUCUCUUUGGGAAUUUUGUAUACAAAAAUAAAUAAAA
Spea bombifrons (plains spadefoot toad) is the source of this 21404-nucleotide messenger RNA. It is a transcript of the gene SYNE2, whose product is annotated as spectrin repeat containing nuclear envelope protein 2. Lineage: Eukaryota; Metazoa; Chordata; Amphibia; Anura; Pelobatidae. Gene Ontology annotation, cellular component: membrane. The record is from RefSeq and is a predicted model, not a curated record. Gene Ontology annotation, molecular function: protein binding. Bases 241 to 21081 code for a protein of 6946 amino acids. The transcript has 117 exons.